GUAGGGAUAGGGAUCCAGGAGGAAGUGAUAGGUACAGGAAGUGACCAGAUGAUAGGAGAUUUGGAGUGAGGACGGUGAUGAGGGUCCCAAGUUGAAUAAAAUGACCCGUGUCUUGUCUUAGGUGGUGGUCGGUCCUCAGAGAGCUCCCUCCUCCUGCCCCCUUUCUUUCUGUCUGCAGGUCCGAGGGUCUGUAGUUCAUGGACAUCUGAAGGCCAGAAGAAGAGGAGGAAACUACCCUGAAUCAAAACAGGUCAGUGUGAGGGAGGCACUAGAUGGGGAUCUCUGAAUGUGGGAGUUGGGAAGGGGGAGAGCUGGCUGAAAUUUGCGGUCUUACAGUCCACCUCCCCAUCAGCUUCUGGGCUCCCGCCCAUUGAAAAGGCCAUUAGCCUCCUCUGCUGGAGAAGCGGUGGGUUGCAGAGGGGGUAGGGGAAAGGAGGCGGAGAGGAGCCUGUGGAGGGAGGGGUGGCAUCUCCAACUCUUAAGGGUGGGACCUGUGGGGCGGGGGCGGGAGAUUAGGAGAGUAUUUUGCCUCAGAUAGAAUCUGCCAAUCCUGAAUCAAAAAAAGAAACCAAGCAGUCCGUCUCUAUAUUUUCUUCCUCGAGUUAAGCAGGAAGCAAUGACAAGAUGCAAAAACCCUGCAAAGAAAAUGAAGGAAAGCCCAAGUGCAGCGUGCCAAAGAGAGAGGAAGAACGCCCUUAUGGAGAAUUUGAACGCCAGCAAACUGAAGGGAAUUUCAGGCAAAGGCUGCUUCAGUCUCUCGAGGAAUUUAAAGAGGACAUAGAUUAUAGGCAUUUUAAGGAUGAAGAAAUGACAAGAGAAGGAGAUGAGAUGGAAAGGUGUUUGGAAGAGAUAAGGGGUCUCAGAAAGAAAUUUAGAGCUCUGCAUUUUAACCAUAGGCAUGCUCGGGACCAUCCUUAUCCCAUUUAAUGCAUUUUUUUAUGCCCUGAAUUAAACUAUUUCCUGUCAUUAAUACUGCCACCACUGCUUUCUUUUUGUCUGCGUUUUCGUGCUAAAUAUUUGAUACUAUUUUACUCCAACCCUUCUAUUGUUUUGACUUACAUAUGACUCUUGUUAUCAGGAAACCCUGGUGUGUAGUGGUUAAGUAGGCUGUGAACCAAAGGGUCAGCAGUUCGAAUCCACCUGGCGCUCCUUGGAAACUCUACGGGGCAGUUCUACUCUGUCCUAUAGGGUCGCUAUGAGUCGGAAUCAACUCGACCGCACUGGGUUUGGUUUUUUUGGUUUCUUGUUAUCAACAUCUCAUCUUUUCAUCCAAUCUCAA
Messenger RNA from Loxodonta africana (African savanna elephant), 1279 nucleotides. RefSeq names its product transcription elongation factor A like 7 (gene TCEAL7). The record is from RefSeq and is a predicted model, not a curated record. NCBI's taxonomy places the organism in Eukaryota, Metazoa, Chordata, Mammalia, Proboscidea, Elephantidae. The coding region runs from base 625 to 927 and encodes 100 amino acids. The transcript has a single exon.